UGAAGCAGUCCUGCUUACAGUUGUGGCGUAGGUGACGUAUGAACUGGGCACUCAGACUGGUUGUGAGUAGAGUAGUGAAGCCGGCACGUGUUGUCACACGAGCACCCGCACUAAUGCCAGCUGUUCCUGUGAGAAUUGCACGUGCAGCUGUUGCAAGCACCGACAUGGCACAGAGAAGCAUUACAUCAUUCUUCAAGGUGUCUCCGCCCAGAGCCGCUAUGAAGGUGGAGACCACUGAUGAGCAGGAAGAGGCGAAUGGUGAUGCCCAAGUUGAUGUACCAAUCACUAAUGGAAAAGCUAAGAUAUCAAAGAGGCCCAGGUUAGAGAGCAGUGACAGUGACGCCUCUCCAAAGAAAGAAAACAUCAAUCCACCACCAGGCUCAAACAAGAAAAAGAAGGUUAAACGUCAGCGCAUUGAAAGCUCUGGCAGUGAGUCAGAUGCGUCCGUUAAGGCAGCAGCAGUUGCUUCUUCUGAUGAGGAGCCUGCAGCGUCACCCACUCCGUCACCAAAGAAACAAAUUCAAGUUAAAAUAGAAAAAUCCACAUCACCUAAGACAUAUGCAUCGCCCAAGAGUAAAAAGAGGAAAUCGCUAGUUGUAGACAAUAGUACUAACAGCCCUUCUCAGAAGAAAGCAGCUACAGAUAUGUUCAAAAGAAUCACUCCAAAGAAAGAAAUAAAGCAAGAGCAGAAAGAAGUCAAGAGUGAGGACGAGACUAACCAGCAGGAUGAACCUGUCAACACUGACGUACAGGACAUAGUGCCGGAGACGGAAUACAAUCCCGCGUCCAGCAAGUACCACCCGGUGCGGGACGCGUGCUGGCGGGCGGGGCAGGCCGUGCCCUACCUGGCACUGGCGCGGACGCUGGAGCUCAUCGAGGCCACCUCCGCGCGGCUCAAGAUCGUCGACAUCCUCAGCAACUACCUGCGCUCCGUCAUCGCGCUGACGCCGGAGGACCUGCUGCCCAGCGUGUACCUGUGCUUCAACAGGCUGGCGCCCGCCUACGAGAGCCUGGAGCUGGGUAUCGCGGAGACGUACCUGAUGAAGGCCAUCGGGCAGUGCACGGGGCGCACGCUGGCGCAGCUGCGCGGGCAGCGCGCCGACCUGGGCGCGGCGGCGCAGGCGGCGCGGCUGCAGCAGCGCACCAUGUUCCCGCCGCCGCCGCUCACGCUGCGGAAGGUCUUCGCCGCGCUCAAGGAGAUCGCGCACAUGACCGGCCACGCAUCUGUCUCCAAGAAAAUCAACAAGAUCCAGUCGCUGUACGUCGCCUGUAGACACUCUGAAGCUAAAUUUCUCAUAAGGUCGCUGGAGGGCAAGCUGCGCAUCGGGCUGGCGGAGCAGUCGGUGCUGCAGGCGCUGGCGGCGGCGGCGACGCGCACUCCGCCCGGUCCCGGCGGAGUCACGCAGCUCGACGCCGCGCGCGGGCUCUCCGCCGAACAGUUCAAGGCACGGGUGGACGAGGCGGCGCUGGUGCUGAAGACGACAUACUGCGAGUGUCCCGACCUGGGCCAGCUGGUGCCGGCGCUGCUGGCGCACGGGCUGGCGGCGCUGCCGGCGCACUGCCGCCUGGCGCCCGGCCUGCCGCUCAAGCCCAUGCUGGCGCACCCCACCAAGCAGCUCUCGCACAUCUUCGACAGGUUCGAGAGCGAGCAGUUCACGUGCGAGUGGAAGUACGACGGCGAGCGAGCGCAGAUCCACGUGCCCGGCGCCGCCGAGCUGCCCGACUACGCCCGCGCCGCCGUCUUCAGCCGCAACCAGGAGAACAACACCAGCAAGUACCCGGACAUCCUGCGGCGGCUGCCGGCGCUGCUGAAGCCGUCAGUGUGGAGCUGCGUGCUGGACUGCGAGGCCGUCGCCUUCGACACCGACACCAAGCAGAUCCUGCCCUUCCAGGUGCUGUCGACGCGCAAGCGCAAGGACGCCAGCGAGGCGGACAUCAAGGUGCAGGUGUGCGUGUUCGUGUUCGACCUGCUGUUCCUCAACGGCCAGUCCCUCGUGCACCAGCCACUGCAGCAGCGCCGCGACGCGCUCAGGGAACACUUCAACCAAGUCGAAGGCCAGUGGCAGUUCGCGACGUCGCGUGACUGCAGCAGCAUAGAGGAGGUGCAGCAGUUCAUGGAGGAGGCGGUGCGCGGCUCGUGCGAGGGGCUCAUGGUGAAGGCGCUGCGCGGCCCGCACUCGCGCUACGACAUCGCGCGACGCUCGCACAACUGGCUCAAGCUCAAGAAGGACUACCUGGACGGCGUGGGCGACACGGUGGACGCCGUGGUGAUCGGCGCGUACCACGGCCGCGGCAAGCGAGCCGCGCACUUCGGCGGCUUCCUGCUGGCCUGCCGCGACGCCGCCGCCGACGAGUUCCAGUCGCUGUGCAAGCUCGGCACCGGCUUCAGCGACGAGCAGCUGCGCAGCCUCACCGCCCGCCUGCAGCAGCACGUCAUCCCCGCGCCCAGACCCUACUACAGGUACGACGAGGCGCACGUGCCGGACGUGUGGGUGUCGGCGGCGCUGGUGUGGGAGCUGCGCGCCGCCGACCUGUCGCUGUCGCCCGCGCACCGCGCCGCGCGCGGGCUCGUGGCGCCCGACAAGGGCAUCUCGCUGCGCUUCCCCAGGUUCGUGCGCGAGCGCGACGACAAGACGCCGGAGCAGGCGACGUCGGCGCAGCAGGUGGCGCAGAUGUACCUCGCGCAGGACCAGGUGCGGAACAGCGCCGCGCCCCUGCACGACUCCGACGAGUUCUACUGACCGACACAAGCCUGCCUAGCAAAUACAAUAAACUAUUAUAUUAUCAUUUAUUUACAAUUUACUCAUUUCAUUAUACGGCUCAUUUCAUUAUACUA
Molecule: messenger RNA, 2836 nt
Organism: Helicoverpa armigera (cotton bollworm)
Lineage: Eukaryota; Metazoa; Arthropoda; Insecta; Lepidoptera; Noctuidae
Gene: DNAlig1
Product: DNA ligase 1
Exons: 15
Coding region: 39-2741 (900 amino acids)
Biological process (GO): DNA recombination; DNA repair; lagging strand elongation
Cellular component (GO): mitochondrion; nucleus
Molecular function (GO): DNA ligase (ATP) activity; DNA binding; ATP binding
Source: RefSeq, a predicted model, not a curated record